Messenger RNA from Cladophialophora carrionii CBS 160.54, 1791 nucleotides. RefSeq lists its product as uncharacterized. Lineage: Eukaryota; Fungi; Ascomycota; Eurotiomycetes; Chaetothyriales; Herpotrichiellaceae. Gene Ontology annotation, biological process: regulation of DNA-templated transcription. The transcript is spliced from 5 exons. The coding region runs from base 1 to 1791 and encodes 596 amino acids. Gene Ontology annotation, molecular function: DNA-binding transcription factor activity, RNA polymerase II-specific; zinc ion binding. The record is from RefSeq and is a predicted model, not a curated record.
AUGAGCGCUGGUACCAAUGUCACCCAUUCCGAUGAACAUCCUCCACCCCCUCCUCGCACAAUGCCAGGCGACAAAGUUCGGACGAAGAAGUGGGCUCCCAAGACUUUCAACGGAUGUUUAACGUGCAAGAAACGAAGGAUCAAGUGUGAUGAGGGCAAGCCGGGGUGCCAGAGAUGUAUUAAAUCUAACAUAAGGUGUGGCGGUUAUGCGCCACCUAAAAUCAGACUGUUUGACCCAGCUUCGUCCUCGUCAACACCGACUACACCACCAGCAGCCCCACCGACGACAACACUGGCAGCACCUCCGGGCGAACCAGAGCCUGAUCCAGCACCGCCACGCGAUCCUCAAUUCCAAUCCUACUUGAGCUCGUACCCUCAUCCCCAAGAACUCGCGCUUGUCCCGAUAUUCGGCACACAAGAAGAUUAUCGAUGCUUCCAAUUCUUCCUUGAAAAGACAUCCAAUUUGAUAUCCGUAUACUCAAAACCCUACCUUUGGAGCGUGCUCCUCCCUCAAGCAACAUGGCACCAACCUUCUAUCAAACAUUCUGUCAUCGCGCUCGCUUCAUUACACCAAUCCCUCACCACACUUGGCGCACCAUCUCAGAGAGCAAACCACAACUUUAUGUUCCACUACAAUGCCGCCAUACGCUCCCUGGUGGCCGACAAGCCACCUAUCGACAUCGUUCUGGCGGCGUGCGUCAUCUUCUGGGCACUGGAGAACUUCAAUGGGAGCGGGCAAUCCGCCGUUGACCACAUGAAAGCUGCGAUCAAGAUCCUUGGGGAGUGGAAGAGCAAACGCCGUUUAAAAGACCCUGCCGACAACCUCAUCUCGAAGUACAUUGAACCCACGAUCCGCGACGGCGUCAAGUUCGCCUCGAAAUGCCGCAUUGAAGAACUGACAGAUCAGAUGAGCGCACUGUCUCUGACCACCCGCGACGUCCGGAUCAUGAACUUCAAACAUCCAGCCUUUGGCGAUCUAGAGGACGCAGAGAAAUACCUGGGGAGUUGUAUCAACGACAUUCUCACCCUGAAGAGCCAGAUUCAAGCACAAGCAGCGCUUCACAGCACACACACCGUCCUGAUUAGAGAGUUGGAACGGCUCGACGAGCUCGACGCCCGCCUCUACAGAUGGAUGCACCUGUUUCAAAACCUCACAGCCACUGGCCCCGUCUACAUGCGCCGCAUGUUGAUCGUGCACAAUGUCGCCGCCCAUAUCCUCCUCGACCAGCUACAGAGACAAGCCCACUACAGCGCCACCGAACCUGAGGAAGUGCAAGACCCCGAUCGCGACUCUGCCCCAGAGUGCGCCGGGCCCGAACGCUGCCGGCACAACUUCAUCGUCAUCGAGGUGGAAGACGUGCUGCGCCACGACCCGCUCACCACCACAGAAUCGUGUCGAAAGAACCCUCCCACCCUCGGGUUCAUCGCCCCCAUCUUCCUCGUUGCGAUGUCGGCGGAAAACGUGGAAACCCGCCGCCAAGCCAUCAACGCGCUCAGAUGGCUCAACGUGGCCGAGGACUCAUGGAGCACAGAGCACGCCGCGCGCAUCGCAGAAGCGACCCUUGAAAUGGCGCACGAGUCUGCUCUGGGACCAAGCAACGUCGACGUCCAGCACCUGACCUUCGACCUAGACGAGGAUGACCAAACGCUCACAAUGGAGUGGGAACGAGAGCCAGAACAUAGAGCUGUAAAGUUAACGAAGAGUAUCGAUGCAUCGGACUUGCCCUGGGCCGGACUGGAUAUACCCGAGCUGGUCCGACGAUAUGGAUAUCAGUUCUCCGCUCGGUCGUGA